This is a messenger RNA of Naegleria lovaniensis, 1974 nucleotides long. RefSeq lists its product as uncharacterized. Gene Ontology annotation, molecular function: zinc ion binding; protein binding. The transcript has a single exon. The coding region runs from base 1 to 1974 and encodes 657 amino acids. Lineage: Eukaryota; Heterolobosea; Eutetramitea; Acrasida; Naegleriidae. The record is from RefSeq and is a predicted model, not a curated record.
AUGCUCAAUCAUGAUCAUGAUGCGAUUUGUGGUGGAUCUUGUUAUUCGGAAGAAAAUUUACAAGAUUUAUGCAGAAAUGAUCGUCCAAUGCAAAGGUGUAUCGAGUUGAUUGAUGAUAUGGUUUUUCAUAUUUUACAAUUUUUAGAGUCUGAAUUUAUUAUUACAAAUUGUUUGCGAGUUUCAAAGCAAUGGUAUCGCAAAUCAUUAGAAAUUUCUCUGUCUUUGGAUUUUUCGGAACGACCAUUAGAACAUUGGGAAUGUUUUGCCAACUGUUCACAUUUGAAAAAUUUGACUAGCUUGAAUUUGAAAUUCAAUUUUGUUAGCGAAAACAAUGGGAUGAAACCUAUUGCAUCAAGUCCGCAUUUGAAACGAUUGACUAGCUUAAAUUUGGAAGAUGUCCUAAUUGGACAUGAGGAAGCUAAAUUACUAAGCAUGACCGAAAAUUUAAGCAAUCUCACAGACUUAAAUUUGAACGGAAACUAUCUUGGAAAUGACAUUAAUAUUAUUGCAACAAACAAGAAUAUGAAAAACUUAACAUGUCUUAAACUGGGUAAAAACGAUUUGGGUAUUGAAGGAUUGAAGUUUUUGUCUGAAAGUUCAUUCGUUAGCAAUCUCAAGGAGCUCGAUUUAUCUUAUAAUGGUUUUGGUGAGAACGGAAUCAUUUAUAUAACUCAGAUAGAUAGUUUACAAAAAUUGACCAAAUUAAUGUUACGAGGACUAUUAAUUAAAUAUCCUUCAGUGAGCAGAAUUGCACAAUGUCCACACUUCAAAAACCUGACCAUGUUAGAUUUAAGUUUCAAUGUACUAAACCACGACUGUGCCAAAGCGUUAUCUGAAAGCCAUUAUUUGAGCAAUUUAACAGAACUUGGUCUCAGAAAGUGCAAACUUCCAGCAACAUCCAUCCAAUUGCUAAGUACCACCGCCAACUUGAAAAAACUUUCUCAUAUUGAUUUAACUGCACAUGAACAUUAUGAAGUGGGAGUUCUGUUUCACAAAAGAAAAGACUACUCCCAAGCACUCGUUUUUUACAAAAAAGCUGCUUUUCAACAUUCAAAGGCCGUAUAUAAACUAGGAUGCAUGGCGUAUAGAGGAGAAGGCGUUGAGCAAGACUAUAACGAAGCCUUUAAAUGGUUUACGAUUGCUGCUGACAAAGACGUUGCAAAUGCUCAAUACUUCCUUGGGUUAAUGCAUAAAGAAGGAAAAGGUGUCGAACAAAAUUUCAUCAAUGCUAUGGAAAGCCUUAAGCGAGCUGUUUCCCGUAAUCAUGCAGGUGCCAAAUUUUUGUUAGGGAGAAUGUACAUGAAUGGAACAGGAGUCGAACAAAAUGUUGAAAAAGGAAUUCAAUUGUAUGAAAAAGCAGCAAAGCAAAAUCAUCCUAAAGCACUCUUCACUCUUGGGCGAUUGUACUUACAUGGAAGAUUUCUACACCAAGAUUACUCCAAAGCAAAAGAAUACUUUACACUGGCUUCUGACAAGGACAAUGACCGUGCACAGGUUGCACUUGCUUCAAUGUUUAAGAAUGGUAUCGGUGUGACAAGGGAUUAUUUGAAAGCUUUUUCACUAUUUCAUAUGGCUCUAUCUAAAAACAACAAAGAAGCUCAUUUGAACUUGGGAUUUAUGUAUUAUAUGGGCCAAGAAAACAUUGAACGUAGCUAUGUCAAGAGUUUGAAUCACUUUCAACAAUCUGGACUGUUAGAUAUGAGUGUAACUGUACAGGAAUUACAAUACGGAGACAUUCUGCAAAUGAUUGAACAAGACAAGCUCAUUAACUAUGGUGUCAAAUGCGACUCAUGUUUAGAACAAAAUUUUACUGGCCCACGAUUUAAGUGUGACGAGUGUGUGAAUUUUGAUUUGUGUUCCAAAUGCUACCAAAAAGACAAUGUAACGUCUUUACAUUUCGACAAUCAUCACUCAUUUACAGAAAUAGAUCCUCCUGCUUUGUGUUUGUUGAGAGAAUAUGGAUUUCGAAAAUAA